Molecule: messenger RNA, 2809 nt
Organism: Selaginella moellendorffii
Lineage: Eukaryota; Viridiplantae; Streptophyta; Lycopodiopsida; Selaginellales; Selaginellaceae
Product: pentatricopeptide repeat-containing protein At4g33990
Exons: 2
Coding region: 69-1898 (609 amino acids)
Biological process (GO): RNA modification
Molecular function (GO): protein binding; RNA binding
Source: RefSeq, a predicted model, not a curated record
GGCACUUGGAUCUUGAGUGGAAAAUCUGAUCUAAGAGAAAGCUAUGGUGGUUCUUGUGAUGAGCCAUCAUGGCCGCAGCAAACCAAACAGUAGAUCUGGUUUCCAGCAUUCGCCGUUGCAACAGUUUGGUCGAGGCCAGGACGCUCCACUCGCUCGCUGUGGAGAAUUAUCGCAAGAACCAAACUUUUACGGCAAAUCUCGUGAUUGAGAUGUACGGAAGGUGUGGGGGCAUCGAUGAGGCUAGGAGGGUGUUUGAUGCAAUCGCCAACAAGAAUGUUUUCUCGUGGACUAUCAUACUAACAGUGUAUGCCCGCUCUGGGCAUCUGGAUGAGGCAAAGUUUGUCUUUGACACAAUGCCUGAAAAGAACGUUGUCUCGGAGACGACAAUGAUAAUGGCUUACGCAGAAGCUGCAAAACUUGAUCAAGCUAAGAUUGUUUUUGACAGCAUGCAAGAACGCAAUUUGUUUGCUUGGAACGCCUUGAUAACUGGACAUGCCCGACAUGGGCAUUACAAAGGCGCUCUUAAACUAUUACAGCUUAUGGAUCUCGACGGUGUCAGGGCCGAUCGGAUCACGUUUCUCGCAAUUAUCGAGUCAUGCUCGGGGUUAAACGAUUUUCGAAAAGCCAGGCUCAUGCACUCGAGAGCUGGAGCUUCUGGUUAUGCUCUAGAAACGAAGGUGGCAAAUGCCCUGAUCACAAUGUAUGGACGAUUCGGAGCUCUCGAUGAUGCAACGAAGGUUUUCCAAGAGCUGAAAGACAAGAGCACCGUUUCAUGGAAUGCCAUGGCGUGGGCAUUUGGGUCCAAUGGUCGUGUAGACGAUUCCAGACGCUUGCUCCAUGUUGAUUGCUCAAAAAGGGAUUUGAGUUCUUACAACUGCUUGAUCUCGGGGUUCUCCCUGAACGAUCGGCCCCAAGAAGCAGUGGAAGUGUUUGAGAUGCUGCUUUUGGAGGGCGAGUUUCAUCCAGACGACGUGAGCUUCCUCGCAGUUCUUAGCUGCUCGUGCUUCAAAAGGAUUCGCGAUUUGAGAACCAUCUACAAUGUCGCGAGCGAGGCGGGCUAUCUUGCAAACACGAGGGUCGCAAACUCUCUCGUGAAUUGUUUUGGCAGAUCUGGAGCUCUUGACGACGCAACUUGCCUGUUCCGGGAGAUCACGAAAACGGCAAAUGCCGCCUCUUGCUGGAACGUCCUUCUCGGCGUCUACGUCGAAAGCAAUCUCCCACGCGAGGCCAUUCUUUUGUUUCGCGAAAUGGACGUGGAAGGCGUAAAGCUCGACUAUAUCACGAUGAUCCUGGCCGUCGAUGCCUGCCGGAUCGGAGGGCCCGGCGCCACCCUCUUCCGGCGCUCCAUCCACGACAGGGCCAUCCGUACGGGCUUUCUCCAGCAUGUGAAAGUCGCCACCGGGCUUGUCACCAUGUACGGCGAGUACGGCAUGGUAGGCGACGCUUUCCAGGUGUUCUGUUCGAUUCCCACCAAAAACCUCCUCGCGUGGACUGCGCUGGUAGUCGCAUACGCCCGAAACGGGCAUAUGGAACAAGCAUUGGAAGCGUUUCAACGGAUGGGAUUGGACGGCUGCCAGCCUGACGAGAUCGCCUUCGUCGGUAUCAUCUCAGCUUGCAGUCACGGCGGGCGCGUACGGGAGGGCUGGCAUUUUAUGGCCGAAAUGUACGGGGAGUUUGGCGUGGGCCAAAAGGAGGAACACUAUAGCUGCCUUGUCGACAUGCUUGGAAGGGCGGGGUUACUAGACGAGGCUGAGAGAUUUAUCCAGGAGGUGACUGUAAAUGUAAACCCCUGGAAGGGUAGAAGUUUAUUACUGUCCUGGAAAAGCCUGUUGAGUUCUUGCCGGGUUCAAGGUGACCUGGAGCUCGCCCACAGGGUUUUGACACAAGUGGACAGGUAACUAAAGGUGUCACCUCCGGGUAACUAUAAUUGAAUAUUCGAUUCCAGCUGGCAACGAAUGGAAGAGACAACCAAGAAAGAUUUUCGAGGCAACGUCAGAGCAGAUAUAUACAAGAGGCAAAACAAACGUUUGGUGACGUGAAUCCUUUGCAAAAUAGUCAAAAUGGGUAUAUUCUCCCUCGAUCCGGCUCUUAACGCUGGGCUAGGGAAAUCCCGGGACUACCUAAUGGGGAGACGCUGCGAUCGAUCACUCUAAUGUCGGGAGCUCUCACAUUUGAUCGACGAGGCGGGAGAAGAGACGAUAUCGAUUCCAAUGGCUGCGAGGAUUCUAGUCUUGAUGGCGCUGCUCGAGGAAGGAUAUGGCAGCCGCGGGAUGCUCGAAGACUUGGGAAACGCGCACAGAAGAGUUCCAGAGGAGGAAUCGAGCGCUCCUCCGCCAGCGUCGUCUUCGAUCGCCGCCAGUGGCUCCGCCGCGACUAGGCCAGCGCUGGGAUUCCCUCUGGGCACAGCGCUCAUCCUCUUCCUCGUUUUCGGAGUGAGUACUCUCUUCUCUUGCUGCUACCACUGGGAGAAGAUCCGGAGCCACACUGGCAGGCUCACUGCAAACCGGAGCUCCGCCAUGGAUUCAUCCGCGACGAGUUCCUCCGCUGCUGAUGGCGCCGCCGGCGAUCGAUGCUGCGAAAUCGAUCCACCCAAGUGCACCAAACAGUCUCUCAUCUUGCCAGUGUUGAUGCCUGGCGAUCAAAUCCCUAGGUACGUCGCGUGGCCCUCCCCUCAUGGAAUCCCAGACGAAGCUAUUACUAAUGCUAGUUUACACGAUAACUAUUGUCAGUUAUGACGUGGAUCCUUUAAUGUCCAGGCUAAAGAAAGCCCUAAGGUUUAAAUGCAAACCGAGCUUUUGAAUGCGCGGCU